Molecule: messenger RNA, 2935 nt
Organism: Nicotiana tabacum (common tobacco)
Lineage: Eukaryota; Viridiplantae; Streptophyta; Magnoliopsida; Solanales; Solanaceae
Source: RefSeq, a predicted model, not a curated record
UAAAGUAGAAUUUAAAUAGGUAUAAGUAUCAGCUGCAGUGUCUUUCUAGGCAAUUUUAUUUUAUGUGAUUUUAGGUCCAUCUCGUCCAUUAAAACACCUCCGGUCACCAUAUGUCACACCUACAAUCCAAUGCAUCUAGAGGUUGUUGAAUGACCCCUCUAAAUCAUCAAAAACAGUCUUCUCUUAUUUUAUACUCCAUGGGUGCUACUUACAUGUUUUGACGAAUGUGAUCAUUUUUAAUGUUGUGUAACUUGUAUGACUGCAUAUCCAUCCUAAAAUCAGCAUUUAUGCUCUACCCAUCUUGUGUAUAUGUUGGACCCGCAACAUUCACUCCCGUAUAAUAUUGCCGUUACUAUUGUUCUAUGGAACUAGCCUUUCACUGGUAGGUAAAUCCUCCUAUUAAAUAAUACUCCUGCCGCAUUUUCCAUUUCAACCAUCCUAUUUUGAUUUUAUGGGUACUAUCUUCAUCAAUCAUACCGUUCUCUUAGAACAUCGAGCCUAGAUCUCUGAAUUGUUUACAUUUAGGCACCACAAUCCCCUCUAGUCUCAUCUCAGCAUCACUUUUUAUUUUUUGGCUAAAAUGUACAUUCAGUUGGACUUCUACUUAUUCUAAAACCUUUUCUCUCUAAAGCGCUUCUCCAUAGUUCAAGCUUUUAGUUGAUACCCUUGCAAUUUUUGCCGGUUAACAAAUUUGUCUGAAAAAGAUUGUUAGUUAGCUCAUCCAUAAGUAGGGUAAAGAAGUACGGGCUCAAUAUCGAUAUGUAGUAUGAAACAGUUAUGAGAAAUUCCUUUCUAUAUCGUACUACUGUCAAUGGUUCUUUUCAGCCAAUUAUUUUAAUUUUGUCCUCGUAGAAUUAACUUAUUUGCAUUUUUAAUUUUCCUUUCUCGAUAGCUAAAUAUAAUUGAUUAAGAAAGACUUUUAGCUUAUGUGUAUUGAUGUGUAUAUUUUUCUACACUAUCAUAUUAAACUAAUUUACAACAACCUAUUCAGAGUGAGUGUAAUAUAUUAACAUGAAAUAUGGAGUAAAUAAUUUAUUAUAAUAAGUUAAAAUAUUGAGAUACAGUAAAACUUCAAAUCAAGAGCAUUUAACUUUGGUUAAACUUCAGGAAUUGAAAUCACUUUUGAGUUAAUUGAACGUUAAAAUUAUUUAACAGGUACCAAAAAUUGGAAUAAUGCAAUAACUCAAGUAUUAAAAUUUUAUUUUUUCUAACUUUAAGUUUAAGUGAUCUAUCAUAAAAAGCAUCAAAUAUUGUGGUGGAGUUGUAACUAUUCUUCUAUCCUUAAUCAGAGGUCUCGAGUUCGAGCCAUGGGUGUGUGUAGUUGCCUUUGGUAGGGAGUAGCGGUGAAGCCACACUUUGGUUAGGGCGAUUAAUUGACCACCCUUUGUUGAAAAAUUUAUAUGCAAAAAUUAAACUGCGUAUAUAGGUAAAAUAUCAAGUUUUAGAGGUAUAUAACAUAUAUUGAACACCCUUUGCCAGGAAUUGUUUAUACUUCUUUCAAGUUUGAACACUCAUGGAGCCCUUUAUCCCACCAAAAUAGGACUUUCUAGUGCGAAUCCCGAUUUGCCUGAUCCUAAAGCGAGUACCAAACACUGGGUGGGAAACCAAAAAAAAUUUAUCAUACAAAAUUGAUUACAAUAUCAGCGCAUAAAAAUUAAACCCAAAGGAGUAAAACAAUCUCUUAAAAUUGUAAAGUAGUAUUCUCUCUAUAUUAAAGUUUAAGGGGUAAGUUUGAAACUUCUCAAAUUUCUCCUCAUAUAAUUGAAUUAUUUUCCUUUUCUGUUUUGCUUUCCUGAUCGCUAAAUCUACUUGAUUAAGAAAGUCGUUUAACAUUUGUGUAUUUACGUAUAUAUUUGCCUAGACUACCAUAUUGACCUGACUUAUAAGAACCAGUUUAAAGUAAGUGUAAUAUGCUAACAUGAAAUAUAGUCUGAAUAAUUUUCUAUAACAGGUUAAGUUACACAGAUACGGUAAAUUUCCAAAAUAAGAGGAAUGCUUGCAAGUAUAGAGUCAGCUAAUACAAUAUGUUACCAAAGAACCGACUUGCUUUAUAACUGCUACAUCUAUAAAUUCAGUUGUUUUAUGAGAGAACCAACAAGCUCUGCAGCUUUGGGAAUGAGAACCAGAAAAGUGACAAAGUGGUCAAAGAAGAUGGGUGGUGUGAAGAAAUGGUGGGGAAAAUGGGUAGAAAACUUGAAGAGGAAGAAGACAAUUAGAAUAAGAAGAAGAGCAGUGACGAAACAGUUGGGAAAGAAGGUGGUGAACAGGAGGGUGAAAGGAAGAAGAAUGAGAAGAAAACUGACAAAAAGAGUAAGAAGGGUAGUGGUUAUGUUACCAUGGAGAAGAAGAAUUGAGCAAAGGAGAAGAGAAUUGCAGGCCAUAAUUAGAAGGGGCAGAGCUGAAUGUUCAACAACAUGGAGAGAACUAGUAUAUGAAGACAAUAAUGCUGAUAUUCAGAGAUAGCUUCCUUCUGCAUUCUUCCUCACCAAAGCAAGUGUCUUUAUUAGUAUUUGAUAGUGUAUCAGUACUAAGCAAUUCUUGAAUUUAUCAUAUAGCGCGCAAAUGGUGGUGUAUUGUUUUUUCUUUAUCUUUAGUUUAACUGUUCUAUUGACCAUUUGCGAUAAAGUUUGCAUAGACUAAUUAGUUUUAUAACGUACAUUCAUAUUGCCAGAAUCCACUGUAAUUUGAGAUAGACCCUCAGUUUUAUAACGAUCAACUAUGGGAGAAUUUCGAAGACUUCCCUUCAUUAGGUUCUGGCUUAGUUGACAUAUGGACCAAGAUCUUAUUUUCUUUUUUCAUUGGAUAAUUCAGAGGAAAAUUAAGGACUGUAGUUCUUUUCAGAACUGGAUUGCUAGAGUAUUAGAUAUUCCAUUCUGAAUCUGCAGAUAUGUAAUUAAAUUGAGCUUUGCUCAAAGGUACAUUGUCCUGUUUUUUC